This is a messenger RNA of Paramuricea clavata, 2304 nucleotides long. The record is from the annotation of a GenBank genome assembly. Lineage: Eukaryota; Metazoa; Cnidaria; Anthozoa; Malacalcyonacea; Plexauridae.
AUGAUAAAAAAGCCUACACGAAUAAACGGCUCGACCAAAACUUUGAUAGACAUUAUCGCCACUAACAACCCGGUAUCACUUAAAGCCACGGAUGUUAUUCCGCUUUCCAUUGGCGAUCACGAUAUGAUCGGCUGUGUUCGCAAGAUAAACUCGACUAAGUUUAAGCCAAGAACUAUAAUUUGUCGAGACUAUAAAAGCUACAACCAAAACGCAAUGAACAACGAGCUAAGACUCGUUGAUUGGUCCUACGUGUAUAAUAAUAGCAAUGUGAACUCAGCUUGGACUUACAUGAAGACAAUAAUAACUGGCAUAUACCUAAAAUGUGCUCCAGUUAUUUCAAAGCGAGUUAAAGGUAAACCAGCACCAUGGUUGACGGUCGAAGUCAAACAGCUUAUGAACGAGCGGGAUAGUUUACUUCGUAAAUAUCGUAGGACCAGCAAUGACGAGGACUUUCAUGCGUAUAAACUAAAGCGUAAUAAGGUGAAUACUUUGUUGCGUCAAGCGAAGUCCUCGUAUAACAAAAAUCUGUUGGAAGAAAAUUCGAAGACUCCUGAGUCAUUUUGGAAAAUAAUUAAAUCAAUUUACCCAGUUAAAUCAACAAGCAAAAAUACGAGUCUAUCAUUUGAAAUUGACGGGGAGAUGUCAGCUGAUGCAUCAAAAAUUUCAAACGAUUUUUGCUCGUAUUUUAAUAACAUUGUUGCCACUUUGAAGCAGAAAGCUUUUCCACUGCGUAAUCUAGUUUGGAGAAACCCUAAAAACAUUGGUAAAAAGACGGAGAAAGUUUUCAAGUUUCGAAAUGUUUCCAUUUUGGGAGUGGAAAGACAGCUGAGAUCGCUUAAAUCUACUAAAUCUACGGGUUGUGACAAUUUACCACCAAGAUUAUUGAAAGAAUCAGCUUCUACCAUUGCUCCACCGCUUACCCAUAUAAUAAAUUUGUCAAUGCAGUCUGGUCUGAUUCCAUCCGAAUGGAAAUCGGCAAAGAUUAUACCAAUUCACAAAUCGGGUCCGAGAUCGAGUUUUGAUAACUAUCGCCCAAUUUCAGUUCUCCCAGCAAUAUCGAAAGUAAUGGAGACCAUCAUUCACCGUCAGGUUAUGAAUUUUUUGAAUGAAAAUAAACUAUUAUCGCAAAAUCAAUUUGGCUUCAGACCAAAAAUGUCUACCGAGUUGGCGGCGGUGAAGUUUAUCGAUGAAAUUCGUAUGAGUGUUGAUAAAGGCAAUUUGGUUGGAGCUGUAUUUAUUGAUUUGACUAAGGCAUUCGACACGAUUAGCCACUCUAAGCUGCUAAGUAAGCUACCCCAGUAUGGCAUAAAUGGAACUGAACUAGAUUGGUUUAAAGAUUAUUUGUUUAGACGGGCAGCUUGCGUUUCAUACAAUAACCGUAUUUCUCAGAAAUGUUAUCUUCGGUCCGGUGUCCCACAAGGGUCAAUACUAGGCCCUUUACUGUUUUUGAUAUCAUUUAAUGACAUUGUCGAUGUAAUUGAACAAUCCAGAAUAGUGAAAUAUGCCGACGAUGUUGUUUUGUAUGUAGAGGAUAAGAAUAUGGAGUCAAUCAAAUCAAAACUGACGAACGAUUUGGCCAAUGUUACGGUCUGGUUGGAUGAAAAUGAUCUAAUUAUCAACUUAAAUGAAGGGAAAACCGAAGCAUUACUAUUUGGAACAGCUAAGUGUAUAUGCAAAUCAAACGAGUCUUUGUCUAUACCGUAUGGAAAUACAGUUAUUAAUCUCACAAAGAAAUACAAGUAUCUUGGUGUUGAAGUUGACUCCACAUUAAAUCUUAACAGUCAUUUUGAUGCUUGUUUUAAACGUGCAUCAACAAGGUUACGUCUACUAUCCAAAAUUAGAGAUAAUUUAAACGUGGACUCGGCGAGAACGAUUUAUCAGUCAAUGAUCACACCGCUUUUGACAUACUGUGGAAUUUUGAAUCUUAAAUUAACGUCAACACAACUGCAUAAAUUAGCUUCUUUUCGGGAACGAGCCACUAAAGUUAUUUUUAAGGAUUUUCGACCUGAUACAGAGCUCCCAUCGAUUAUGGAUUUAAGGAAGAAGCGUGCCUGUGAAAUAGUUAGAAUGACUUUAGAUGGCAAUAUCCCGGAGGCCUUAAUGGAUCAUUUUGUAAUUAAAGAUCAUGGACGUGAAACACGAAACCGAGGUUGUUUGAUAAACUUACCAACCAUAAAACUUGAAUAUGCAACAAGAGGAUUCUAUUUCAUGGGAGCUAAAUUAUAUAAUGAGCUGCCAUUGAAUAUUAGAUCUGCAACAAGUUCUGAAGAUUUUUAUAAACUAUUAAAACUACAUUUCAGCUAA